Marmota flaviventris (yellow-bellied marmot) is the source of this 3631-nucleotide messenger RNA. RefSeq names its product HR lysine demethylase and nuclear receptor corepressor (gene Hr). The record is from RefSeq and is a predicted model, not a curated record. Lineage: Eukaryota; Metazoa; Chordata; Mammalia; Rodentia; Sciuridae. Gene Ontology annotation, molecular function: histone H3K9 demethylase activity; transcription coregulator activity; chromatin DNA binding. Gene Ontology annotation, biological process: regulation of transcription by RNA polymerase II. Gene Ontology annotation, cellular component: histone deacetylase complex; chromatin.
GAGCGCCGCCGCCCGCGCCGCGCCCUGUCCGUGAAGCCCAGGGACCUCCCUGAGAGAGCCCCAUGAGGGCAGGAGAGUGAUGGAGAGCACGCCCAGCUUCCUGAAGGACACCCCAGCCUGGGAGAAGACAGCCCCUGAGAACGGCAUCGUGGGACAGGAGCCUGGUACUCCACCGCGGGAUAGCCUGCGCCGUGGGGCACUGUGCCUGGGAGAGCCCGCUCCCUUCUGGAGGGGCAUCCUGAGUACCCCAGACUCCUGGUUUCCUCCUGGCUUCCCCCAGGGCCCCAAGGACACGCUCCCACUGGUGGAGGGUGAGGGCCCCCGGAAUGGGGAGAAGAAGGCCAGCUGGCUGGGCAGCAAGGAAGGACUGCGCUGGAAAGAGGCGAUGCUGGCCCAUCCACUAGCUUUUUGCGGGCCAGCAUGCCCACCUCGCUAUGGCCCCUUUAUUCCUGAGCAUAGCGGUGGCCAUCCCAAGAGUGACCCUGUGGCCUUCCGACCUGUGCACUGCCCUUUCCUGCUGGAGACCAAGAUCCUGGAGCGAGCUCCCUUCUGGGUGCCCACCUGCUUGCCGCCCUACUUCGUAUCCAGUCUGCCCCCAGAGCGUCCAUGUGACUGGCCCUUGGCCCCACCCCCCUGGGUGUACUCCGGGGGCCAGCCCAAAGUGCCCUCCGCCUUCAGCUUAGGCAGCAAGGGCUUUUAUCACAAGGAUCCGAGCACUCUCAGGGUGGCCAAGGAACCCGUGGCCACGUUGGAACCUGGCCUGCUGGGCUCAGCCCCUGGUGGACACCUCCAGAGAGCCCGAGAGGCAGAAGGCCCUUCACUGCCCCAGAGGGAUGGGGAGACCAGAGCUGGCAGGCAGCAGACUCUCUGCCCACGUUUCCUGGGGCAUCCAGACACUAUUCCCCUGCCCCACUGGCCCACUUAUCCCCCAGGCCUGGUUCAUACUCUUGGCAACGUCUGGGCUAUACCAGGCAGUGGCAGCCUUGGGUACCCCCUGGGGCCACCAGCCACCCCAAGGUGCCCCUCUCCUAGGCCUCCUACCACCCAGGGGGGCUGUUGCUCAUCCCACCCACCCGCUAGAGAGGGGGAUCUUGGUUCUUGUGGAAAGUGCCAGGAGAGCCUGGAGGGGGGUACCAGUGGGCCCCACGCAUCCAGAGAGGCAGUGAACAAGGUGCCUGGUCCCAGGGCCUGCCCCCCAAGCCACCACACCAAGCUGAAGAAGACAUGGCUCACACGGCACUCGGAGCAGUUUGGGUGUCCAGGCGACUGUCCUGGGGAUGAGAAGAGCUCAGCUGCCCGGCUCCGGGCCCUCAAGAGGGCAGGCAGCCCUGAGGUCCAGGGAGCAGCAGGCGGCCCCACCCCCAAACGUCCACCUGACCCUUUCCCAGGCACCACGGGGCAGGGGACUGGAGUGUGGCAGGAGGUGCUGGACACAUCAAUGGGGAGCAAGGCAGAGGCAGAACAGCUGGAGGAACAGAAAGGAUCCCGAGACGGCAGGACCAGCCUCAAGGACCCUGGGCUUCAGGACAUACCUUGCCCGUCUCUGUCAACGGGCAUCGCUCAAUGCCAAAGCUGUGCCCAGGCAGCUGGAGAGGUGGGUGGGCCGACCUGCCACUCCCAGCGAGCACAGAGAUUGCCUCUGGGAGGGGAGCAGCCGGAGGAAGACUCCCUGCGCAGCCCUGAGGAGGGUGGAGGGUCUGGCCUGGAAGCUGGACUCAGCAUGGGCCUCGCCAAGCACCUGCUGAGUGGUUUGGGGGACCGACUGUGCCGCCUGCUGCGGAGAGAGCGGGAGGCCCUGGCCUGGGCGCAGCGUGAGGGCUUGGGGCCAGCCGUGACCGAGGAAAGCCCGGGCAUCCCACGCUGCUGUAGCCGUUGCCACCAUGGACUCUUCAACACCCACUGGAGAUGCCCCCGCUGCAGCCACCGGCUGUGUGUGGCCUGUGGUCGCAUGUCCGGUGCUGGGAGGGCCCGGGACAAAGCAGGCUCUCCGGAGCAGUCCACGGAGGAGUGUGCCCAGGAGGCUGGGCACGCUGCCUGUUCUCUGACGCUGACCCAGUUUGUCUCUAGCCAGGUGUUGACCCAACUGAGCACUGCAAUGCACCAGGUCUGGGUCAAGUUCGACAUCCGGGGGCAUUGCCCCUGCCAAACUGAUGCCCGGGUGUGGGCCACUGCAGAUGGGGGCCAGCAGAAGGAGCCCACAGAGAAAACUCCCUCAACUCCACGACCUUCCUGCAAUGGGGACCUCAACAGGACCAAGGACAUCAAAGAGGAGACCCCAGACUCCACUGAGACCCCAACAGAGGACCGGGCCAGCCGAGGGCCCCUGCCUUGUCCCUCUCUCUGUGAACUGCUGGCCUCGACUGCUGUCAAACUCUGCCUGGGACACGAGCGGAUCCACAUGGCCUUUGCCCCUGUUACUCCGGCCCUGCCCAGUGAUGACCGCAUCACCAACAUCCUGGACAGUAUCAUCGCGCAAGUGGUGGAACGCAAAAUCCAGGAGAAAGCCCUGGGGCCGGGCCUCCGAGCAGGGCCAGGCCUGCGCAAGGGCCUGAGCCUGCCCCUCUCACCAGUGAGGCCGCGGCUGCAGCCCCCGGGGGCCUUGCUGUGGCUCCAGGAGCCCAGGCCUCGGCGGGGUUUCCACCUCUUCCAGGAGCACUGGAGGCAGGGCCAGCCCGUGUUGGUGUCAGGGAUUCAGAGAACACUGCGAGGCCACCUGUGGGACGUGGGGGCGCUGGGGGCGCUUGGAGGCCAGGUGCACACACUGACUCCCCGAGGUCCCCCCAAGCCCACCAGCCUGGACAGCACAGCCUUCUGGGAGGGAUUUUCUCAGCCCGAGAUGCGCCCCAAGUCAGACGAGGGCUCUGUCCUCCUGCUGCACCGAGCUCUGGGAGAUGAGGACACCAGCAGGGUGGAGAACCUCGCCUCCAGCCUGCCCCUCCCCGAGUACUGUGCCCACCGCGGGAAACUCAACCUGGCUUCCUACCUCCCACCCGGCCUUGCCCUGCAUCUGCUGGAGCCCCAGCUCUGGGCGGCUCAUGGCGUGAGCUCACACCGUGGACAUCUGGGGACCAAGAACCUCUGUGUGGAGGUGGCUGACCUGGUCAGCAUCCUGGUUCAUGCAGAGGCACCACUUCCUGCUUGGCACCGGGCACAGAAAGAUUUCCUUUCAGGCUUGGACGGGGAGGGGCUCUGGUCUCCCGGUAGCCAGGUGAGCACCGUGUGGCACGUGUUCCGGGCACAGGACGCCCAGCGCAUCCGCCGCUUUCUCCAGAUGGUGUGCCCUGCCGAGGCAGGGACCCUGGAGCCCGGUGCCCCAGGCAGCUGCUACCUGGACGCGGGGCUUCGCCGGCGCCUGCGGGAGGAGUGGGGUGUGAACUGCUGGACCCUGUUGCAGGCUCCCGGAGAGGCCGUGUUGGUGCCCGCAGGGGCACCCCACCAGGUGCAGGGCCUGGUGAGCACAGUCAGCGUCACCCAGCACUUCUUGUCCCCUGAGACCUCUGCCCUCUCUGCUCAGCUCUGUCACCAGGGAACCAGCCUGCCUCCAGACUGCCACCUGCUUUAUGCCCAAAUGGACUGGGCUGUGUUCCAAGCAGUGAAGGUGGCUGUGGGGACAUUAGAGGAGGCUAAAUAG